GAGACCCAAAUACAUUUCCCGCCAGCCCAUCACCCAGUCCCUAUACAAUCCCUCUCUCACCCCACUUCCCAAUUCUGUUUACCCUAAUUCCCUUUCCGAAUUGAUCCUCAUCCUCGAUCAAGAAAUGGAGGAGAAAUCUAAGCUUGAGGUUACGUUGAUCGGAGAAGCAGAUCCAGAUGCUAGCGCUUCCUCGUCUUCAAGCUCCUCUGCUGAACAGGUAGCAGCUAUGCUGCACGAGAGUGAGAGCGAAUCUGAGAAGAAGAUCGAGUCCGAUGACUCCGAAAUGGUGAAGAAGACUGAGAGUGCCUCUGUAAGUUUUCUGUUUUCAGAGCCUGCAAUUAGGUUUUGGUUUUGUAGAAAAUUGAUUCGUGUUUGGUUUUGUUUCGCGAAGCAGAGCGAGUCCGAGAAGGGUGACAUCGUCGUCGAGACUGAAGAUGGCUCUGAGAGCAAGACUGCCGUGCUUGGUCCUCCCGGUCCCAAAAUGACAUCGCCUCUCCAAUUCAUUCCGAGGGUUUUGAGUACCGAACUGCAGAGGGCUGCUGUAUUGGACAAGAAUGAUCAUACGACAGAGAAGAGUGUGAAGGAAGAUGAGUUAAAGAAAAAGAAGAUGAUUAGAGCAAUCAUGGAGGGCGCCCUAGAAGAGUCAAGUUUUAAAUGUGAAUGAAGUAGAUUUGCCGAAUGCAGUAGAUAACAAGCCUGACCAUACAUGAGACUUCCAACAAGCCUUGCAUCAGACUUUAUCUCCAUAUUCAAUUUCUCAACUUCAUUCUUUGGACAUUGCUUCUUGGUGAGUUUAUCUGCCUUAGACAUUAGAACUUCACCUGGAAAUCUUUCCAAACCUUUUCUGAAUUUUGGCAAUGCUGUUUUUGCUGAGAUAAACCAGUAAACCUUGCGUUC
Molecule: messenger RNA, 897 nt
Organism: Rosa chinensis
Lineage: Eukaryota; Viridiplantae; Streptophyta; Magnoliopsida; Rosales; Rosaceae
Exons: 2
Coding region: 125-664 (179 amino acids)
Source: RefSeq, a predicted model, not a curated record